Messenger RNA from Striga hermonthica, 912 nucleotides. NCBI's taxonomy places the organism in Eukaryota, Viridiplantae, Streptophyta, Magnoliopsida, Lamiales, Orobanchaceae. The record is from the annotation of a GenBank genome assembly.
AUGAAAAAAUCAAGGUGGUCAGUGGUUAUACUCGUCUUGCUCGUCCUCUUCUGCGGUGUUGUGUUCUCCGAUCAGAUCAUUCCAGCUCAUACAGGUGGUACCUUUGGUCGGAGCUCCCGAGAACCAAAAUUCAGAAUUGAGUUUCAUUCAGAAGACUCACCAUUCCAUCCAGAUGACGACCAAGAGUCCAUUGUUAUGCCGGAUAAAAGUGGAGAAAAAUUUCUAUGUUAUUUGCCUAAAGUGGAGAAAUCCAAGAGCGGAAAGUUAGUUGCUCAACAGAAUAUAAGCAGUAUGAUCGUGGAGUCUGAGACACGCGUGAAGUUGAAGACACCAGAUGAGCUGCUAGAAGUUUUAAAGGAUCGAUGCUUUGUCCGGCAAGAGGGAUGGUGGUCCUAUGAAUUUUGCUACCUAAAUCGGCUGCGCCAAAUUCAUUUGGAGGACGAGAAGGUUGUUCAAGAAUUUGUCUUGGGAGUAUAUGACAAAGAAGCUACAGAGGCUAACAAUCAAAAUCUUUCUGAUAUAUCAAGAUUGAAGGAUCCUCGCUCAAAAGAUGCUUCUCAACGGUAUCAUGCUCAUAUAUUUACUAAUGGAACCCUCUGUGAUCUGACAAAUGAGCCACGAGAAACAGAGGUUAGAUUUGUUUGUUCUGAACCCAGAGCUAUGAUAAGCUCAAUCACAGAGUUGUCGACAUGCAAGUAUGCGCUGACAUUCCAUUGCCCAACACUUUGCAAGCAUCCAUUAUUUCAUGAAGAAAGGCCACUGUCACACACCAUUCACUGCAACACUCUCCCCAAAGACGAACCAAAGGGCGAUGUCGAUGCUGAUGCUGACAGCUUUGAAGGCGGAAAGAUAACAAUGGUUACUGAUAUUCGAUACCUUCCUGCUUUCAACUCAAAAGAAUAUGCAACUUGA